ACCUACCUUGAGGUGGGAGAGAAGGGACUCCUACCCCCCUUUGUCGACCGGCCAUUUUCUCUUGAGCUCAUGCGACUUGCAGUUUCUCUCCAUAAGCCUCACUUUUCUCCGUCUUGUCUUCGAAGCGUGUUGGCUUGGAAGCCUGUACUCUCGCAUUCUGUCUUUCUCCGUCUAACCCUCGCUAGAAAUAGAGAUCAGGACCUUCAGUUGUUUCUCGGCUGCGCAGCAGUCUCACCGCCACGGUUCCACCCCAAAGGUCCAACCAGAGACAUUCCCAUCGCUCGCAAUAUUCUGUCUGCCACUCCCGCGCUCGCUCUCACCUUGACCUUUGCGACAACGUUCCCGAUAUCAUCUCGCCACUCUCUUUCGCAGGCGGCGCACACCGCACUCAAAAGCCCAACAGCCGUUGAUCCUCCUCGCCCAUCGCAAUGGCUCCCUUGACGAAAGCAGCUGCCAACGGCGUUGCUGCUGCCUCCGCCGCCAAUGGCGAAGUCAACCAUGAGCCCAUCAACGUCAUUAUUCCUAUCGGCGGCAUUGGCUCCCGCUUCGCAAAGGAAGGCUACCGCUACCCGAAGCCCCUCAUCAACAUCGUCGGCCGGCCCAUGCUGCUGUGGCUCAUUGACAACCUAAGCCUCAAGCCCGGCGACACCCUGUGGAUGGCCAUCAACGAGGAGGUCGACGACGAGUUUAGAAUCGGCCAGCUCGUGAGCAAGACCUUCUCCAAGAUCGACUUCAGGCUGCUGCGCUUGCGCCAUCAGACCAAGGGUGCCAGCGAGACGCUCUACAUCGUCACACAGAGCAUGACCAAGAAGCAUCUCGAGCGCAAGACGGUUUCCCUUGAUUGCGACACCAUCUACUGGGCCGAUGUCCUCCAGGACAUUCGCAACAUGCCAAAGGGCCAUGGCGGCUGCUUCUACUUCCCCGAUGUCGGCGACAAGCCCAUUUUCUCAUACAUCAAGACGGAGCCUACCAAGGACGGCUUGGAGCGCAUCGUCGAUAUCCAGGAGAAGAAGGCUAUCUCCAACAAGGCGAACACGGGCGCAUACGUCUUCCCCUCUGCCGGUCAGCUCAAGUCGUGGGCGGCUGAGAACCUCGACAUGAAGAGGCCCGACGGCUCCGAGGUGGGCGAGUACUACACCUCGCAGAUGAUCGCUCUCAUGAUCCAGAACGGUGUCCCCUACCUGGGCAUGCCCGUUAGCACCAAGGAUUUCAGCGUUGUCGGCACGCCCGAGCAGCUCAAGGACCUCCUGAAGCUGCUGAAGACAGACACCUCCAACCUUCCCAUCAAGCUGAAGAAACGCCGCUUCUGCUUCGACCUCGACAUGACCUUGGUCGGCGUCCCCGCUGUGGCCGGGGACUACUCCACCUGCCCUCCCAUUGAAAAGAACAUCCGCCUUGUGCAGCAGCUGUACAACGCAGGCCACUACAUUAUCAUUCAAACGGCCCGUCGCAUGCGGACACAUCACGGAAACCUGGGUUCCGUCCUUGCGGACGUUGGCCCUGUCACAUUUGCCCAGUUGGCCAAGUACGAAAUUCCUUAUCACGACAUCCACUUCGGCAAGCCUUAUGCCGACGUCUACGUUGAUGAUCUGGCUGUCAAUGCCAACUUGGAUACCAUGCGUGAAAUUGGCUGGCUUCUGGACGAGCACGAUCCCGCCGCACUGAUUGGGCCCGAUGCCGGAACCGCAGAGGAGGCGAAGAAGGCCGGCAUGAUCGCUGCGCGCGACUUCAACACCAUCCAGAUCAUCGGCGACAAGGUGAUCAAGUCGAGCAAGUCGGAGAAUAUCCUCGGCGAGCUCUUCUUCUACUCCCACAUGCCCGCCGAGAUUGCUCACAUCUUCCCCACCGUUUACAACGUCGACUACAUCCCCGACACGACCACGUACAACAUCACCAUGGAGAACCGCCGUGGCUUGACCUUCUCCCACCUUCUGGUCGGUCGCUCGAUUACAAAGGGCCGCCUCAUCUCCUUGUUGAAGGCUCUCCACUCUGUUCACACCACGGCCAGCACCGACAAGGCUACCCUCAACAUCCCCAGCGCUCUGGAGAAGAAGUUUGAGGAGCACUCCCUGGCGCGGGCGAACCACCGUGUCAACAUUUACGCAAACUACGGCUCGAAGCUCCGCUCUCGGUACUACCAGCACCAGGAGAAGUACGAUGCUCUCGGUCCCCUUGCCGCUUCCCUAUUCGCCCGUAUCAACGAGUUCCUCGACACGUACGAGGCUGAGGAGAAGGGCGUGCACGCUCAGGUUAUCCACGGUGACCCCGUCUUCAGUAACGCCAUUCUCUCCAAGGACGAGAAGCUCGUCAGCUUCAUCGACGUGCGCUGCCAGCUCGAGAACACUCUAACCCCCGAGGGUGACAUUCACUACGAUCUCGGCAAGGUUCUGCAGUCCCUCUGCGGCUACGACCACAUUCUCUUCAUGAGCGCUAACAAUCACGACCUGCGCGGCGCCCUGGACGUUGACCAACCCCUUCUCGAUGAGGCCGACUCGGACCUCCUUGAGAAUCUGCAGGAGUACUUCUUCACCUUCCUCGAGGAGACGUAUUCUGUCCGCCUGCACCGCAAGACUCUCUUCCGCAUCACUGCCUCCCUCUUCUUUAGUCUCAUUCCUCUACACCGGCCGGAGCUGGGCGCCGUCUUUCUGCGCAUGUGCAAGGAGACUCUCGACAAGGCCAGCAACAUCAACUACGGCCCCGGUGCGCGCUCUACGGCAGGCGUCACGCUCAGCCGGCGGGCGAGCUCCAACUUUGGCUCUGAUGAGAAGGCCCGCGAGAUGCCUAUCGUUUCCGGCAAGGGGGAGAAUCUGUCCAUCCCCAACGUCGUCGUCACCACGAAACAGUAGAUCUGCGAUGGCGGUGUCAUGGGAGAUGGUGUUAACGCAAUGUUUACGGUUCAUGUUACACCGAACAAUCGAACCGAUAGGAUACGACGGUGGGGGUGGAGUCGCUGUGUCGUGGGGCCAGAGCUUACUAGGAAGGGAAAGCGGAGAGCUCAUGUGGAGUCUCGUCGCAUCAGCUCGAUGCGGGAAAAUAUCAUCUGUUAGAUUUGCGCCGUGGUUUUUUAAGGGACAAGGAAAGCGUUUCGUCGGUCGUCGGGUUGUAACGUUAUUUUACUCUCAAGUCUACGAAGCUCAUGUAUGACCAUAUCAAGAAAUCACAUUACUUUGUAAGGAA
Messenger RNA from Colletotrichum destructivum, 3177 nucleotides. Its product is annotated as Putative protein kinase-like domain superfamily, HAD superfamily. Lineage: Eukaryota; Fungi; Ascomycota; Sordariomycetes; Glomerellales; Glomerellaceae. The transcript has 4 exons. The record is from RefSeq and is a predicted model, not a curated record. The coding region runs from base 429 to 2846 and encodes 805 amino acids. Gene Ontology annotation, biological process: biosynthetic process.